UCAAAUUCCUUCACUCCAUCUUCAUCAAAUGAGUUCAGCUUCUUUACCUCCCACCACAUUCUACGCUAAAAUGUUCUUGAAUUCCCCUCCAUUAAUAAUCUCUGAAGCGAGAAAUUCAUAUAAGCCUUUCUUCAACCUGAAGAAAUCUAAUCAUGAUGAACACUUACCUCAAACACCAUAUACUUUUAGCGUUCCUCAUUCACCAUUGUCAUUCCCAAGUUUGAUUCAGAGUAACUUCUACUCGGGGCACGCAGGCUUGUCUCUCGUCACAUUUGGUACUAAUAAUCAAAACUCGAGAUCAGGAGAGGAAGAUCAGAGGGCUGUGGAAGCUGUACUCAAGCUAUAUGCAGCAAUUAAGAACAGAAACAUUGGUGAAUUGUCUGCAUUAAUUGGAGAAGAAUGUCGGUGCAUUUGCAACUUCAUUUCUGCAUUCCAACCAUUCCAAGGGAAGAAUCAAGUGCUGUAUUUCUUCUCUUCCCUGAUGAAAUACUUGGGAAAUAACAUUGAAUUUGUGAUUAAACCAGUAAUGGAUGAUGGUGGAAUGGGUGUAGGUGUUUCUUGGAGACUAGAAUGUACCAACACUCGUGUACCUCUGGCAAAGGGUUUCAGCUUCUACAUGUGUCAUGUCUACCAAGGGAGGGUGCUAAUAAGGAAUGUGGAGAUGUUCAUGGAACCACUUCUUCAUCUUGAACCCCUGAGACUGAAAAUUACGGUAUCUGUGAUGACAAUAUUCAAUAAGCUGGUUUCCGACGUAGCAUCCAAGGGUAAGGUACAAAGGGCCGCGUAUAUUUUUCUCACCGUGUUCUUCAUGGCAGCCUCACUGUUCUUUUCGAGGUUCUUCUUGUAUUAAGCCAAAUCACAGUCCACAAAAUAACACCUCAUUUGCAGCAGUGACAUAAAAUUGGCAGUUGAAGUAUAGGCCAAAGCAGACAUUGUUAGUACUAUUAUGCUUAAUACAUACAAUCAAAGAAACUCAACUUCUGUAGUUGAAUAUUUAAUUAUUUGAAAAAUAUUACUGUUUUUUUAAUCCAAAA
Cornus florida is the source of this 1034-nucleotide messenger RNA. RefSeq lists its product as uncharacterized. NCBI's taxonomy places the organism in Eukaryota, Viridiplantae, Streptophyta, Magnoliopsida, Cornales, Cornaceae. The transcript is spliced from 5 exons. The record is from RefSeq and is a predicted model, not a curated record. Bases 29 to 850 code for a protein of 273 amino acids.